Molecule: messenger RNA, 1474 nt
Organism: Cynara cardunculus var. scolymus (artichoke)
Lineage: Eukaryota; Viridiplantae; Streptophyta; Magnoliopsida; Asterales; Asteraceae
Product: taxane 13-alpha-hydroxylase-like
Exons: 4
Coding region: 1-1446 (481 amino acids)
Biological process (GO): sterol metabolic process
Molecular function (GO): heme binding; oxidoreductase activity, acting on paired donors, with incorporation or reduction of molecular oxygen; monooxygenase activity
Source: RefSeq, a predicted model, not a curated record
AUGGAAAUCAUCCUCUUUUCAGCUCUACUCUUAUCCCUCGUUAUCCCUUUACUCCUUCUUCUUCGAACCAGAACAUCAUCGAACCGCCGGCUGCCACCGGGUUCACUUGGGUUCCCGGUGAUCGGCCAAAGCUUUAGCCUCUUGACUGCCUUGCGAACCAACACCGACCACGAGUGGUUCGAAGAACGGAUAAGGAAGUAUGGUCCAAUAUCGAAGCUAACCCUUUUCGGCCACCCGACGGUUUUCCUCCAUGGCCAGGCUGCAAAUAAGUUUAUAUACACUUGUGAUGGAAACACACUUGCCAACAAGAUGCCGCCGUCGCUUAGCCGGAUCUUGGGGAAGAAGAUCAUAGUCGAGUUGAAUGGUGAAGACCAUAAGCGAGUUAGGGCAGCAAUCGUGUCGUUUUUAAGGCCCGAAGUGUUAAAAACGUACGUUCCGAAGAUGGAUCAAGAAACACGAAACCAUCUUGACGUUCAUUGGCGUGGUAAACGGGAGGUUCAGGUGAUGCCGGUAAUGAAGGUUCUAACGUUUAAUGUGAUUUGUUCACUUGUUCUCGGGUUAGAAGAGGGGACGAUACGUGAUAAACUCUUGUCGCUUUUCCAAGAAAUGACUCGCGGGCUGCUUUCGGUGCCUAUAAACGUGCCAUUUACGCAAUUCAAUCGGAGUCUUAACGCUAGUUCACGACUGAAAACCAUCAUCAUGGAUCUUAUCCGUGCAAAACGGUCGAUCUUGGAGGAACAAAAAGCUUCGGGCCAUCAAGAUCUAAUCACACAUUUGAUCAACGCCCAAAAUGAGAACCCGAACUUGACAUCUGACGAUGAGAUUGUGGACAACGUAGUCGGGUUGAUGUUUGGAGGAUACGAUGCAACCUCGAGCCUCAUAAGUUUCAUGAUCAAAUUACUAGCCGAACACCCGACUGUAUACAAUAAUGUUGUUCGUGAGCAAGACGGAAUCGUCAGAAACAAGGCUCCCGGAGAGUCGUUAACGUGGGAUGAUCUUACGAAUAUGAAGUACAGUUGGAGAGUAGCAACCGAAGUUUUACGAUUGAAUCCACCGUUCUUCGGUUCUUUCCGAAAAGCCAUCAAGGACAUCGAAUACAACGGUUAUAUAAUUCCUAAAGGAUGGCAGGUGAUGUGGGUUUCAAGCAUGACACACAUGGAUGGCAACAUCUUCUCCGAUCCAUCGAGAUUCGACCCAACGCGAUUUGAGCAACAAACGACAAAACCGCCCUAUAGUUUUGUGGCGUUUGGAGGAGGGGUAAGGGUGUGCCCGGGUGGCGAGUUUGCGAAGAUGGAAACUCUAACCAUGAUCCAUUACUUGGUGACACGGUUCACGUGGAAGCUGUCUUUGAAAGAAAACUCGUUCGGAAGAGAUCCAAUGCCCGUCUUUAACCAAGGUCUACCGGUCCUUGUUAGUCCCAGGAAACACUAUCACUCAAUGACAUGAUCGUCUUUAACCAAGGUCUUUGCAUGUG